CACUUGUUCCUUUUCAAUAAUGGAGCAAGUAAAAUCACCACCAUCCUCCCGGGCAAUAACAAAUUGCCGGGGAGGGGGUGGGGGAAGUAGUACGAGACACCCUAUUUAUCGUGGUGUCCGUAGACGAAGAUGGGGAAAAUGGGUGUCCGAAAUUCGAGAGCCAAAAAAAAAAUCGCGAAUUUGGUUAGGUUCUUUUAUUUCACCCGAAACGGCAGCUCGAGCUUAUGACGUGGCGGCUUAUUGCCUCAAGGGAAGUAAAGCGGAGCUGAAUUUUCCAGAUGAAAUAGAGCGAUUACCGCGGCCAAUAAGUUCCGGGGCAAGAGAUAUUCAGGCAGCAGCGACGAUGGCAGCGAAUAUGGGGAUUGUGAAGGGAAAAAAUGAUGAAGAUCGUUGUUGUAGCGAUGAUUUUUGGGAAGAAAUUGAGCUGCCGGAAUUAAGAGAUAUUGCCGGAAAAGAUUAUUAUUUGUCAUCGGAAAGUGAUCAUAAUUAUUUUAACUCUGAGGUAUGGCAAUGGAAUUCUUGUGGUGUGGAGUUUCCUAGUGAUAAUAUUAUAUAGUAGACAAUUGAGUUGUGUAAUUAUUGUAUAGUAUAGUACUCCGUGUGUCGUAAUUUAUAUGACAUAGUUCAGAUUUCAAGCGUCAAAAAAGUAGUGGGUGGAUAAGGGAAUUGGGUGGGGUGGUGAGUAGGAGGUAAAAGAGUACAAAUCGGCCCACAAAUUCAAGUGUCAAAAAUUGAAAGGAGUCUUACACAACUAUGAUUGAUUGGACCUCUAU
Solanum tuberosum (potato) is the source of this 773-nucleotide messenger RNA. Its product is annotated as ethylene-responsive transcription factor ERF023. Bases 20 to 556 code for a protein of 178 amino acids. The record is from RefSeq and is a predicted model, not a curated record. NCBI's taxonomy places the organism in Eukaryota, Viridiplantae, Streptophyta, Magnoliopsida, Solanales, Solanaceae. The transcript has a single exon. Gene Ontology annotation, biological process: regulation of DNA-templated transcription. Gene Ontology annotation, molecular function: DNA binding; DNA-binding transcription factor activity.